Molecule: messenger RNA, 561 nt
Organism: Colletotrichum aenigma
Lineage: Eukaryota; Fungi; Ascomycota; Sordariomycetes; Glomerellales; Glomerellaceae
Exons: 2
Coding region: 1-561 (186 amino acids)
Source: RefSeq, a predicted model, not a curated record
AUGGCAAGCGUGUUUUACUCGAGAUGCAAGAAGGAGAAGUUAUUGACGUUGACAAAAUACGAGUACUGGAUAUUCUGGUUUGACGACGAGAUAGACACAGGUGGCGAGCUCAACACCGAUGCGGCCGGGACACGCCACAUUUGUGAUUUGACACUCCAAUGUGUCGAACACUGCCUCCACCCUGAUCCUGCGAAAGCAUGCUCCACCCCGCCAGUUGACUCUCCAGGGACUGUAGCAGUACUGUACGAAGUGCUCACAGCCAUGAGACAGGAAAUGGGCCCAAUGUCGAUCGAGCGAAUGCGGAGGGAGCUGCACGAAUACGUCGAAGGUGUAGCCUGGCAGCAAGUGGUGAGGCAGGACGAGCACUUACCCGAUCCUUGGUAUCAUUUUGAAAGUAGGAUCGCCGACAUUGGUGUCUAUCCUUCCAUUACUCAAACCGAGUUCGCGAUGGAUUUCGAGCUGCCAGACUCCACCAGAUACCAUGAAGCAAUGAAGACAAUUGCGACGGAGUGUAUGAGAUUGUCCAUUUUGAUUAAUGAAAUCCUGAGUGUGCAAAAGUAA